Molecule: messenger RNA, 324 nt
Organism: Rotaria socialis
Lineage: Eukaryota; Metazoa; Rotifera; Eurotatoria; Philodinida; Philodinidae
Source: the annotation of a GenBank genome assembly
AUGGAUCAUCAAAAAUUGAAUGAAUAUAGUGAUGAAGACAUGUGGAUAACUCUCGAUGAUUAUCCUACGGAUAAUCAUAUUCGUCAACGUAAUGUACGCCGACAAUCAACAAUUAAUAAUAUGUUAAUGGAAAUAAAACAACAACAAAUAGGUACAAAUGAAAAAGUAAAUAGACUAUACGAAUUACAAGUCGAUAUGGGAAAAAGCAUGCAUCAACUUUAUGAGGUACAAGUCGAUAUGAGAAAAAAUAUUAAAAAAAUUUAUGAAGAACAGAGGGAUGUCAUAAUAUCCACAACUUGGGUAUCGAGAGGAAUACCCAGAUAG